UGUGGGGAAAAAGAAAGAAUAAAAAAAUGAAUAAUGUGGUUGGUGAGUGGAAAUUCACGAAGUCUGCAUUUUGGGGUUGUGGAAGCAAAGAAAUUCGGAAAUACUGAAUCCACCAUCUCUUCCUCCCUAUAUAUACACAUACGCAUCACCACCUUCCAAUUCACAAACACCCAUUCUCUCUCUCUCUCUCUCUCUCUGAUUGCUGAACAUCUGCAACUCCUGUGUGAGUGUUUAACUGAUCCGCUCUUUCCUUCGUUUCCUCAACUCAACAAAAAAAAUCGAGAUGGCCAAGAAUGUCGGGAUCCUCGCCAUGGAAAUCUACUUCCCUCCCACUUGCAUCCAGCAGGGUGGAGUGGAGUGGACCCACCUCUUAAUUGCAAACUUUCUCUGCUCCAGCUCUCUUUCUAUAUCUCAAUCAAUCUCUUUAUUUUAUUUUCAUUUUGAUAUAAAAAUUUAAACUUGAGGGUUUUAGAUAAAGCAAAAUCUCAGAUUCACUUGGGGGGAAAAACAGAUCUUAGUUUAGAGACUUAUCUGCAGAAUUUAUUUUGUUGACUUAAGCUGUUAUAUGAUGCGUUGCAGGAGGUGUUGGAAGCUCAUGAUGGAGCAAGCAAAGGAAAGUAUACAAUUGGGCUUGGCCAAGAUUGCAUGGCAUUUUGUUCCGAGGUCGAAGAUGUCAUUUCCAUGAGCAUGACGGCAGUAACUUCACUUCUAGAAAAGUACAAUGUUGAUCCGAAGCAGAUUGGACGCCUUGAAGUUGGAAGUGAGACUGUACUCGACAAGAGCAAAUCCAUUAAGACAUUUUUGAUGCCUAUCUUCGAGAAAUGUGGCAAUACUGAUAUCGAAGGUGUUGACUCAAGCAAUGCUUGCUAUGGAGGGACCGCAGCACUAUUUAACUGUGUCAAUUGGGUGGAAAGUAGUUCUUGGGAUGGAAGAUAUGGGCUUGUUGUCUGCACUGACAGUGCGGUAUAUGCCGAGGGACCAGCUAGACCUACUGGUGGGGCUGCAGCCAUUGCCAUGCUAAUAGGACCAAAUGCACCUAUUGCUUUUGAAGGCAAGCUUAGGUCGAGUCACAUGGCUCAUGUUUAUGAUUUUUACAAGCCCGACCUUGCCAGUGAAUAUCCAGUUGUUGAUGGCAAGCUUUCACAGACUUGUUACCUCAUGGCACUGGAUGCUUGUUACAAAGGCUUCUGUCAAAAGUUUGAGAAGCAGGAGGGCAAGCAGUUCUCGAUCUUGGAUGCUGACUACUUUGUAUUCCAUUCUCCAUACAACAAGCUUGUACAAAAAAGUUUCUCAAGAUUGUUGUUCAAUGACUUUUCGAGGAAUGCCAGCUUCAUCGAUGUGGCUGCAAAAGAAAAGCUUGCACCAUUUUCAUCACUAAGCAAUGAGGAAAGCUACCAAAGUCGCGAUCUUGAGAAGGCAUCUCAACAAGUCGCAAAACCUUUCUUUGAUACCAAAGUGCAACCAUCUACGCUCAUCCCAAAACAAGUUGGGAACAUGUAUACCGCAUCACUCUAUGCUGCAUUUGCUUCCCUCAUCCACAACAAAAGUAGCACUCUGGCUGGGCAGAGGGUCAUCUUGUUUUCCUACGGGAGUGGUCUUGCAGCCACCAUGUUCUCUCUCCGUUUCACUGAGGGAGAAAAACCUUUCAGCCUGUCCAACAUUGCAUCUGUUAUGAACGUUUCAGAGAAGUUGAAGUCAAGGAAUGAGUUCCCGCCAGAAAAAUUUGUCGAACUGAUGCAGCUAAUGGAGCACAGGUAUGGAGGCAAAGACUUCAUCACAAGCAAGGACUGCAGCCUUCUUGCACCAGGUACAUACUAUCUCACUGAAGUCGACUCCAAAUACCGAAGAUUCUAUGCCAAGAAGGCCGUUACGAAUGGAACUGUUGCGAAUGGCCACUGAAGAUAUCAUAUGCCAUAAAAUUGGCUCUUCUUCUGUGUAGUUAAUUCAGCACAUAGACAAAUAAUCUAUUUUCAUUGUUUGGUACAAGCAUCUGAGUUUGUUUGACAGAUGAAUUAUUAGUAGUCAGAGUUUCAUUUUCUCUGUUUUUAUUUUUCUUGGAUUCUGUAAAAGAAGCAUCUUAGAUGGUGGGUGUAUUCAGUAUUCUGUUCUACAUCUUAAUGAAUUCAAUUUUGCCCUAGCUGGCAUACAUCUUUA
This is a messenger RNA of Salvia splendens (bonfire salvia), 2154 nucleotides long. Its product is annotated as hydroxymethylglutaryl-CoA synthase. Gene Ontology annotation, biological process: acetyl-CoA metabolic process. The transcript is spliced from 12 exons. The record is from RefSeq and is a predicted model, not a curated record. NCBI's taxonomy places the organism in Eukaryota, Viridiplantae, Streptophyta, Magnoliopsida, Lamiales, Lamiaceae. The coding region runs from base 646 to 1899 and encodes 417 amino acids. Gene Ontology annotation, molecular function: hydroxymethylglutaryl-CoA synthase activity.